Nymphaea colorata (pocket water lily) is the source of this 2129-nucleotide messenger RNA. RefSeq names its product bHLH transcription factor RHL1-like. Lineage: Eukaryota; Viridiplantae; Streptophyta; Magnoliopsida; Nymphaeales; Nymphaeaceae. The record is from RefSeq and is a predicted model, not a curated record. Gene Ontology annotation, molecular function: RNA polymerase II cis-regulatory region sequence-specific DNA binding; protein dimerization activity; DNA-binding transcription factor activity, RNA polymerase II-specific. The transcript has 8 exons. Gene Ontology annotation, cellular component: nucleus. Gene Ontology annotation, biological process: regulation of transcription by RNA polymerase II. The coding region runs from base 366 to 1808 and encodes 480 amino acids.
CGCUGCACUCGGGUUCCUCCAAUUUGAGAGUCCCAAUUUUUCUUAUUUUCUCUCACAUUCAUCUCCUCGGGACACCAAACCAGUCAUCAACACAAUAAUAGUUCAGCACUAAGGUUUUCAGAUUCUCUCUCUCUCCCUCUCUCUAUCUUUCUGCAUUGCUGCUGAAAAGUGCGUACCUCGAAUUUUGUAUACCUACCAACAAGUUUAUGCUCACGCUAAAAGUUACUUUCCACCGAAUAACUCAGCGUACCUGAGUGUGGAGGUUGUUAGGAAGAAAAAGAGGAAAGAUGGGAUCCCUCUCUCUGUAGAAGAGAAGGCCGUCUUCCUGAACAGCAAUCUCUUCUCUUCGGUACUGUGGCAGCACCAUGACCGCCUCUUUGAACUCACCCACCGCCAUCCAAGGGAUGCAGCAAGAGGAACGCGUCUCGGGCCCGAACCCUGAAAGCAGCAACGGUUUGGGCCAUCACCAAGUUCCCCAAGAUGAUUUCUUGGAGCAGAUGAUUUCUUCCUUCCCUUCAUGGGGAGAACUCUCUGAGUCUUCUUUCUCACAUGCCCUUAACGGCAAUGGCGGCGGCACGAAUUCUCUGAAGCUUUUCUCCGUGCCUCUGACGAGCGGCAAGCCUGACGAGACGUCGCCGGAGGACCUUCAGUAUCCCGCUUCGUACUACGACACCGACUCGUCCGUUAUGGCCUCUCGACUCCAGCAGCAACAGAUCACCGGCGAAGGAAGUAGCUCUCCUGGUGUUAGGCCACCGCUUGGCGCUCUGCAACUCAACGCGACGGAUUUGGGGGUCGACCAUUCGCUGCUGUUGAACUCUAGAGCCAUGCGCAGGUCAUCUUCGGCGAGCUGCAUCGGCGACGUCGGUGCUGGCAGCGGCAGUUUUCCUCUUCCCUUGAGUCUUGGACAGGAUGGCCACCACGCUGACUCCUCUUCGGAUUCUCACCUUGUUGAGAGAUCGAGAGAUGAUAUUGAUGGCUCAUUCAAUUCCAAUAUGAAAGGUGGUUCUGCUCGCUUCUGCAAUUCGUUUCAGACGGGUGGGAUUUCUCCAAAUAACCAUCUCGAACAUUUUCAGAGUUAUGGAGGACAGAAUCCUGGAAUAAAUCAAACUCCGGCCUCCACGGCUUCUGCCAGACCAAGAGUGAGAGCAAGGCGUGGUCAAGCUACCGAUCCCCAUAGCAUUGCUGAAAGAUUGCGUAGGGAGAGAAUUGCAGAAAGAAUGAAGGCACUGCAGGAAUUGGUUCCUAAUGCUAAUAAGACAGACAAGGCUUCCAUGCUAGACGAAAUCAUUGAUUACGUGAAGUUCCUCCAACUCCAAGUCAAGGUCCUCAGCGUGAGCAGACUUGGAGGAGCUGCUGCUGUUGCUCCACUGGUUGCUGAUGCAUCUGCUGAGAAAAAUGUUGGAACAGGAAGGAGAAGCAACAGCGGUAGCAGUGAACAGACUACAGUUUUGCCCUCCUCACAGGAAGGGGUAACCUUAGCAGAGCACCAAGUAGCAAAGCUCAUGGAAGAAGACAUGGGCUCUGCCAUGCAAUACCUGCAAGGGAAAGGCCUCUGUCUCAUGCCGAUUUCCCUUGCUUCUGCCAUCUCCACAGCCACCUGCCACUCUAAGAACCUGCCCAGCAACACCAUCAAUAAUAACAACAACAAGAGUAAUAGCAGCAGCAGCAGCAGCACUGCUGUCUUUGUGUCAAACAGUUCCCCUUCCUUGACUGUGCAGUCUGCUUUAGUUAAUAACGGUGGUGAUGGUGGUAGCAAUGGCGGAGAUAAUGUUAAGGAAAUCACCUCUGUCCAGUGUGCAAAGCCAUGAGUGGGUGGGAUUCAGAUGGUGCAAGCUGUAAUUGCUGUUCACUGAGGUUUAUAACCUCCCGGAAGCAAGUCUAUGCUCUUAAGGAUUCAGUUGGCUGGAUGUUGGCUCACUACUUGCAUGGAUCUGACUAACCUGCUUUUAGCCUUUCCUGUAUUUCCAAUUCUUUGAGUUCUGCUACUUUAUGUUCAAGCAGUUAGAAAUUUUUUCUUCUUUUAGCUUUUUCUAGAUUUUUUCCUUUUCCUUGUCCUCCUUGCGGAGAAGUCAGAAGACCAUUAGCUGUCACAAAAGAAUGAGAAAAUGCAGCUUAGCAUGGUCUAUGUC